Messenger RNA from Anas platyrhynchos (mallard), 1942 nucleotides. Lineage: Eukaryota; Metazoa; Chordata; Aves; Anseriformes; Anatidae. The record is from RefSeq and is a predicted model, not a curated record.
CGGCAACGGCGGAGCCUGGGUAACGUUCGCGAGCUGCGGCGGCGGGGGCGCGAUGGCCUCGGGCGGCGGGGGCCGGCGGCGGGAGCAGGCGUGGGGCCCGGGCAGCCCGUCCCCGGGCAGCCCGUCCCCCGCGCGGUCGCCUGGCCCGGGCCGCCUCUGCCGUCGGCGCCGCGGGCUGUGCGGGCUGUGCGGCUCGCCUGGCCGCCGGCAGCGGUGCGCGGGCCGGCGCCGGGAGCUGUGUCCGUGUCGGCAGCGGGGUGAGGGUCGGCCCCCCUCGGGGCCCCGUGUGCCGGGGCCGGCCCGGGCGGGGCUGCGGGGAGGUGCUGAGCGUCGUGUGUCUUGUCCCGUGGCAGAGCCCGCCUGCACGAGCGAGGACGAGGAGAGCGAGGAGGAGGACAGAGUGGACUUGGCGGAGAGCUCCUUGUUGAACAAGCUGAUCCACACGUCCCUCGUGGAGUCCAGACAUCACGUGGAGAUCCUGCAGAAGGACCCCAACUCGCCUCUCUUCUCCGUGAAAACCUUUGAGGAGCUGCCCCUGAAGAAGGAGCUCUUGCAGGGGGUCUACACCAUGGGCUUCAACAGGCCGUCCAAGAUCCAGGAGACGGCUCUGCCAAUGAUGCUGGCACAUCCGCCCCAAAAUCUGAUUGCACAGAGCCAGUCAGGGACAGGGAAAACGGCAGCUUUUGUGUUGGCGAUGUUGAGCAGAGUUAAUGGUGCAGAGAAGUACCCGCAGUGCCUCUGCUUGGCUCCAACCUACGAGCUGGCCCUGCAGAUCGGACAUGUGAUCGAGAAGAUGGGGCAGUUUUGUGCCGACAUCAGGGUUACGUACGCUGUCCAGGGAAACAGAGUUCUGCCAGGCGCCUUGCGGGAGGAGCAGAUUGUCAUCGGGACUCCUGGAACAAUGCUGGACUGGUGUUUCAAACGGAGAGUGGUGAAUAUGAAGAGAAUCAGCCUGUUUGUGCUGGAUGAAGCUGACGUAAUGAUUGACCAUCAGGGCUUCUCGUACCAAAGCAUUCGCAUUCAGAGGGCUUUACCUAGGGGCUGCCAAAUGCUGCUUUUCUCCACAACCUUCAAGGAAACAGUGUGGAAUUUUGCAAUGCAAAUUGUCUCCAACCCCAUCAUAAUAAAGCUCCGUCAGGAAGAGCUGACCCUGAACAAUAUCAGGCAGUACUACUUUGUGUGCAGGAACAGAGAGGAGAAGUACGAGGCCCUGUGCAACAUCUAUGGCAGCAUCACCAUUGGGCAGGCUAUGAUAUUCUGCCAGACUCGCAGGAGUGCGGACUGGCUGUCGGUGGAGAUGAGCAAGGAUGGGCACCAGGUCGCCGUGCUGACGGCAGAGCUGACCAUAGUGCAGAGGGCCAAUGUGAUUCAGAGAUUCCGCGAUGGGAAGGAGAAAGUCCUCAUCACCACAAACGUCUGUGCUAGAGGGAUUGAUGUGGCACAAGUCACCAUAGUGGUGAACUUCAGCCUCCCUGUUAAUCAGGAGAAGCAGCUGGAUUUUGAGACCUACCUGCACCGGAUUGGGCGAACGGGCCGCUUUGGGAAGAAGGGCAUUGUCUUCAACAUGGUGGAAAGGCAGACCACGUACCUCAUGCACAGUAUAGAGGAGCAUUUCCAAACCGAGAUCAAGAGGCUUGACCCAGAUGACAUGGAUGAGCUGGAACAGCUGGACAACUGAGCAAAAUGUCAGGAUUUGCUGCAGUGAAUCCAAGUUGUGGUUUAACAUGGAUGGGAAAAGGUUUGGGAAAUCUCCCAGUUUUCUUCAAAGUUCCUGAAGAUGCUUGGUUUUGUUGUGUUGUUUUACAAAAUGGGAAGAUGGGAGGGGAGCGGGGGGAGAGUAGGGGGAAAGACACACACAACCCUCAGCCCUCAAAGUUUUGGGAUUCUUGUGAUUGUUUUUCUGGUAAUAAAACUUCCUUGGUUUGUCUCUGAGUUUUUUAUA